This is a messenger RNA of Rhodotorula graminis WP1, 447 nucleotides long. RefSeq lists its product as uncharacterized. The transcript has 7 exons. NCBI's taxonomy places the organism in Eukaryota, Fungi, Basidiomycota, Microbotryomycetes, Sporidiobolales, Sporidiobolaceae. Gene Ontology annotation, cellular component: spliceosomal complex; nucleus. Bases 1 to 447 code for a protein of 148 amino acids. The record is from RefSeq and is a predicted model, not a curated record. Gene Ontology annotation, biological process: mRNA splicing, via spliceosome.
AUGCCCAAGAUCAAGACCAACCGCACCAAGCCGCCUCCCGAAGGCUUCGACGAGAUCGAGGACAUUCUCGAGGAAUACAACCGCAAGAUGCGCGACGCCGAGGCCGAGACGCACGAGGGCAAGCGCAAGACCGAGAGCCUGUGGCCCAUCAUGCGCAUCACGCACACCCGCAGCCGCUACAUCUACGACCUGUACUACAAGCGCGAAGCGAUAUCCAAGGAGCUGUACGACUGGCUCAUCAAGCAGGAGUACGCCGACGCCAACCUGAUCGCCAAGUGGAAGAAGUCGGGGUACGAAAAGCUGUGCUGCGCACGGUGCAUCCAGUCGAGGGACAUGAACUACGCCGGCUCGACGUGCAUCUGCCGAGUGCCGAAAGCGCAGCUCAAGGAGGGCGUCAUCGUCGAGUGCACACACUGCGGUUGCCGAGGGUGCGCAUCGACGGACUGA